Molecule: messenger RNA, 645 nt
Organism: Lemur catta (Ring-tailed lemur)
Lineage: Eukaryota; Metazoa; Chordata; Mammalia; Primates; Lemuridae
Gene: DNLZ
Product: DNL-type zinc finger
Exons: 3
Coding region: 30-536 (168 amino acids)
Biological process (GO): protein folding; protein stabilization; protein import into mitochondrial matrix
Cellular component (GO): mitochondrion
Molecular function (GO): zinc ion binding; protein-folding chaperone binding
Source: RefSeq, a predicted model, not a curated record
GAGCCGGGUGGCUGGAGCCGGCGGGCGGGAUGCUGCGAGCGACGCUGAGGCUGUUGAGCCGUGCGUGGCCCCGGGAACCCGGCGCGAGGCAGCUGUGGGGCCGCAGUGCCCGCCCAGAGGCCACGAGGAACCGGCGGGCCUGGGGCUGGGGAUGGCGGCACUCGAGCACCGAGCUGGGGCCGGGGCGCGUGGAAGCGGCGCACUACCAGCUCGUCUACACCUGUAAGGUGUGCGGGGCUCGGUCCUCCAAGCGCAUCUCCAAGCUGGCCUAUCACCAGGGCGUGGUCAUCGUGACCUGCCCCGGCUGCCGGAGCCAUCACAUCAUCGCUGACAAUCUGGGCUGGUUCUCGGACCUGGACGGGAAGAGGAACAUCGAGGAGAUCCUGGAGGCCAGAGGGGAGCAGGUGCGCCGAGUGGCUGUCGAGGGGGCCCUGGAACUGGUUUUGGAGGCUGAAGGGGCCCCCACAUCCACUUCUGCUCCGGAAGCGGGUGAGGACGAGGACCGCAGCCACCCUGGCAAGGGAGAGCCCAGCUGACUCCCACGCUCGCUGGUGCUGUGGGACUUAGGCCUUCCGGAAGGAUGUUUCGGCCCCGGGCCUCUCUGGACGUGGCCUGUUUUCUAUCAAUAAACAGACGUCGCUUCCA